AUGAGUCAAGACAUAACCGAAUUGAAAGCCUUUAAGGAAGAAGUAACUUCCAACUUGCAAAACCAAGGAGCUGCCAUGCAGAAGCUAGAAAAUCAAAUUAUGUAUUUGUCCAAGCAAACCCCUGGGCCAAGUGUUUCUCAUGCUGCCAAGGCUAUUGCAAGGGAAGAAUGUAAAGCCAUAACCCUCAGAAGUGGAACAAAGCUAAAAGAGAUCUCAAAGGAAACCACAGAGGAUGAAGCAAAGGAAAAUGUGAGAGACAAGGAACAGGGACAAUCCUCUACACCUUCUGCAACAAGAGAAAAAGAAAAAGAGGUCCUGAAGCCUUAUACACCCAAGGCACCAUAUCCUCAACGUUUGAUGAAAAGAGAGAAGGACGGCCAAUUCUCCAGAUUCUUAGAGAUUUUCAAGAAGCUUCAAAUCAACAUUCCUUUUGCUGAGGCAAUGAGCUAUCCAUCAGAAUCACUUCAGGAAUGCAUGAGGGUGGAUGUAGUGGACAUUGCAGUACAAGAAACCUUUGAGGAAACAACAAAGGAAGUGGCAGAGGAGGAGUUCACCAAGGAUAUAGAAGUUAGUGACAUCAAGGCUGUUGAAACAACCAUACCAAGCAUGCUAGAAAGAGUGAAAGAAGAGAAGGAAGCACCAAAACCUGAGCUCAAAGCAUUGCCCCCUAAUCUCAAGUAUGCAUACUUGGACAUAGCAAACUUCAAGGCCACUGGGAGUUUGCCGUUGGAGUUUAACAAGCAUCAAAGGAAGAAAUUGAUAAAUGAUGCCAAAUACUUCAUCUGGGACGAACCAUACUUGUUCAAAAAAUGUUCGGAUGGCAUACUCAGAAGAUGCAUAUCAGAGGAAGAAGGAAGGGAAGUCUUAUGGGACUGCCAUGGUUCCACUUAUGGAGGACACUUUGCAGGAGAAAGAACAGCAGCUAAGGUGUUGCAGUGUGGAUUUUAUUGGCCUACUAUCUUCAAAGAUGCAAAGGAACUAGUGAAGCAUUGCCAUGAAUGCCAGAAGGCGGGGAACCUACUAAAAAGAAAUGAAAUGCCACAACAAUUCAUUCUGGAACUUGAAUUGUUUGAUUUCUGCAACAAACCAUUAGAGGCAUUGCUUCUAAAAUAUGGAGUCAAACACAAGGUAGCCACACCAUACCAUCCACAGACAAGUGGGCAAGCCGAAAUAUCUAACAGGGAACUCAAAAGAAUCCUGGAAAAGACUGUGGGAACUUCAAGGAAGGAUUGGUCGAUUAAGCUAGAUGAUGCCCUUUGGGCAUAUAGGACAGCUUUCAAAACACCAAUUGGAAUGUCUCCUUACCAACUAGUAUAUGGAAAAGCUUGCCAUUUGCCACUGGAGUUGGAACACAAGGCAUUCUGGGCCUUGAAACUCUUGAACUUAGACAGCAAAGCUGCUGGAGAAAGAAGGAUGUUGCAAAUUCAAGAGUUGGAAGAAUUCAGAGCUGAAGCUUAUGAGAAUGCCAAAAUUUACAAAGAAAGAGCAAAGAAGAAGCAUGACAGCAACAUAGCCCCCAGGAAAUUUGAAGAGGGACAAAAAGUAUUGCUCUACAAUUCUAGGCUGAAGCUAUUUCCAGGGAAACUAAAAUCAAGGUGGUCUGGACCAUUCCUUGUCACCAAGGUCUCCCAAUAUGGACAAGUAGAAAUCAUGGAAGAAAAGUCACAACGAACCUUCACUGUGAAUGGUCAAAGACUCAAA
Molecule: messenger RNA, 1701 nt
Organism: Arachis stenosperma
Lineage: Eukaryota; Viridiplantae; Streptophyta; Magnoliopsida; Fabales; Fabaceae
Exons: 4
Biological process (GO): DNA integration
Molecular function (GO): nucleic acid binding
Source: RefSeq, a predicted model, not a curated record